Molecule: messenger RNA, 2661 nt
Organism: Spirometra erinaceieuropaei
Lineage: Eukaryota; Metazoa; Platyhelminthes; Cestoda; Diphyllobothriidea; Diphyllobothriidae
Source: the annotation of a GenBank genome assembly
AUGGCGUUGCCCCAUCUGACUGUGGUGUUGACCAUUGUCGUUUUUAACUUGGGUAGGUUGCCAUUAUAUUUGCAUCGUACGAGUUAUUCCUUGCUGUCAUUUUUAUCUUGCGCGCUUCAAUCCGUGCAAAGACAUUUCGACAGGGAAGGUGCCUCGUCAAUAUUAGUGGUUUUGUGAAGUGCAGUCUUAAUAACUUAGAGCUGAAGGCAUCCCUGUGUCUCUGUUUAUUACAUUUUGCAUCCUUCAGUGAGUUAGAUUCUGCAAAACUAUUUUUAGGAGCAUGAUCAUGAAUUUUUUUCAGACAGCUACAUUUACUUCCCUCAGUCCGUGUUUUAUCCCAGCCCACGUCAAUUUGCAUAUUUUAUUUAAUAAUUGUACCUUAGGAUGCCGACAUUCGUUCAGAUUUUGACUCCGAGUUGGCUAUACACUUGUUCAGUCAUCUGCGGGUUUAGCACUUCGAGGAAGUUGUACCUAAGUAAUCUGACUUGAAGGCAAAACCAGCAACCGAAAUAUAAACAAUAGAAUUAUCUUUAAACAAGUGAACUGACAAUUCCCAGAAAAAUGCAAAUCGUAAUAGUUUAUUUGGUACACUGGCUAUAGGCAUAUUUCUUUAUUUAGCCGAAGAAUAACCAUUAUAUCUACACUAAAAGAAAUUUCACACAAAGUAUGUACCCUCAUACCUAUGACUUCUACAUAAGUAACCAGAUGCAGCUACCCCUGCUUAUAAACCCAUUGCCUUGUUUGGUAAUGUUGUGUGCAAUGAAGGUGUUUGCUAUAACCAGCACAUUCAGGCUCAUUUCUGAAUCCCUAAUUACUCUUUCGUCAACAUUGUAAAGGUUCUUCUCGACAACAGGCACACAUCAGCGUCUGUGAGCAACCGUACGCGGGUUGCGUGGGCUUCCACAAUAAGCAGGAUAACUUUUCAUCGUUUCGUCAAUGCCUGAAGGACUGCGAUUUCAAAAACGGUUGGCUUGUUUUCUGGAAACAUUUUAGACCUCUUUUUAUUUGGCGAAAUCUAAGCAGUAUUUUCCGUUGUUUAGUGCCUGGGGCGAAGUCGCUUAGAGCGUACUCCUGCAUCGAUUACUCUAAGCCAUGUUCCCCGUUGACAUUUUAUCAAAUCCAGUCAUCUACUGAUGCCUUCUUCGAAUGGACCAAGUGCCUUGAAGUAUGUCACCUAUUCACCAACGGUAAGGAUAAUUCGCCUUCUAAAUCAGAGUCGAAACUAAGUGUACUUAUGCAUCUAUGCCAUUACUUACUUCUGCAUUAUUAGUGAAAGAUGUUUGACUUCAUCAUUUAUAACACCCAUCUAAAGUAACAUGGAAAAGUUCUUUGCAAGGAAACCCUGUCUUACGGCAUAAUGCAUAGACAUGACUUUUGUAGUCGUUUCAGUAUUAACUCUAAGGAUCAUGUGCUGCUCUAUGCCUUAGCGUAAAUUUAUUUAAUCUUUCGGUCCUAGACGAUGGAAAAGUCUCGACUACGGGGAAUAUCUGUAUGCAACCGAAACACGAUUGCUUCAGUUUUGCAAACAGUGAAGGGACCGUUGACAAAUUCAUGAAAUGCUAUGUGGACUGCCAAGUAAUUAGAAAAGGUGAAGUAUUCGUUUAGACAUUAGAUGAAUGAAUAUUGCUACUUUACGCUUAAUGAUAAAAGAUUUUGUUUCAUUCAGAAACCCACACAUAUCUGAAUUACAUGUACGUGUGCAGUCCGAACUAUCAAGACUGUAUUGAUUCCAUAUUCUUCACCCUAUCGGAAGAACGGGAACCCAAACAGGUACUAACGAAGUGCUACCAGAACUGUGGAAUUGGCGAAGGUACGAUUGAAAGAAUGUCUAUCUACUAACAUUAUGGCGUGCAUUUUGGUAAACCUGCCUUAUAGUAAAAUCCAUGAUUAAAUAUCGAUCGAGCUGACGCGCGUUUCAGGAAACGGGUGCACGCAAGGAAAAAAUUAGAACUGUGCUUUACGAUUAGGUUUACAAUUGGUAGUAUUUUCUUGCCGAACAUUCUGAAGAAACUGUUAAAAAAAACCCAAAACAAAGGCCUAACAGUUUAAUACGUAAAACGUAAACAGACAUUAAAAGGCGAAAGAUUGAGGGAGAAAAGUAGCGCAGAAAAAAGAAAAAAACAAGAGGACAAAUAAAAUAUCAAUGAAAAAUUUCUUAUAUAAGGGGCAGAUAUGAAAAAAAGAAGCAUGGACACCCGGAAAGAAUAACCUGGUCAAACGGAAAUUAAGUCAAAAGGCUGAGAUGAAAGGGCAAACGCAACGCAUGUGUGCGCGAUCAUGUAAAAGCAAAACAUCAAUCAUUGGCAGAAAUGGGUGGUGAAUAUAAUUCAAGAUCAGGCAGGAAAACUAGGUAGGCUAGUAAACUUAUCUCGCAGAAGGCUGUCUGAUGCGGCGGUGACUGAUAGACUUGCUUUCACGUGGCAUACCUCAUUCUGCAAUUCUUCGCCUUUUUCCACUCAAACCUCAUCAUUUCUUCCAUUUGCAACCACUCCUAAAUGACCAGCUCCCGAACCAACAAAAGACCGCUUCAAAUGCGACGAAGAUUCCCAGAUCUGUGUACCCUGCACUGACGAUGAUGAUCAAUGUGCGGACUUAUCCACGUGCGAAGAGACCUGCGGCAAAGAAGGUAAGUUCUCCUCCUCCCUGCUUACUGCUAACUAA